Messenger RNA from Cylas formicarius (sweet potato weevil), 1859 nucleotides. Its product is annotated as TBC1 domain family member 13. The record is from RefSeq and is a predicted model, not a curated record. Gene Ontology annotation, molecular function: GTPase activator activity. The transcript is spliced from 8 exons. The coding region runs from base 222 to 1430 and encodes 402 amino acids. Gene Ontology annotation, biological process: activation of GTPase activity; intracellular protein transport. NCBI's taxonomy places the organism in Eukaryota, Metazoa, Arthropoda, Insecta, Coleoptera, Brentidae.
UUUAUUUGAUUGAGGGAUUAGAAGUUCUUCUUUUCUUCUAAUUUUGGAGUAGAAGUUCUUCUUCCUUAUUUCUGUCGCCAAUACUAAGAUUAGAAGUUGGGUUCUUUUGCUUCUUCAGAUUACAGUUUGAUUCUUUGACUUUUUAUUUCUAUUAACAUAGUUCAAUAGGCUCAUUCAACUGACCAUAAACAAGAAUGAAAUAAUUCUCUGCAUCUGUGGACAUGUUUAGAUUCUGUCUAUGGUUAGAAUUAUUAAGAAUGGCUUAUAAGAUAAGAUUAAAGGAAUUUGAUAAUAUUCUGGAACAAGAUAUUAUUGAUCUCAAAGCCCUUAAAGAGUUAUCUUUUCAUGGCAUUCCCGAUGACCAAGGUAAAAGGGCUUUAUGCUGGAGACUUUUGUUAAAUUACUUACCCCUUGAAAAAUUACACUGGACUACUCAUUUAAAUCAAAAGAGAUUUUUGUAUAAACAGUAUAUAGAUGAACUAAUUGUAAUGCCAGGGGAAAAUGAACCCAAUGGUGAUGUUACUUUAGGAGAUCAUCCGUUGAAUGCUAAUCCUGAUAGCGAGUGGUCAACAUUUUUUAAAGAUAAUGAGGUGCUGUUACAAAUAGAUAAGGAUGUGAGGCGUUUAUGUCCAGAUAUAUCAUUUUUUCAACAACCUACUGAAUUUCCAUGCUAUGAAAUUGUCAAUAGCAAUGAUGUAAAAAGAUUGCACACUAGAGUGCAGAGAAAGGUUUUAAAUUGUGCAAAUGUCGAAAGGAAAGGAUUGGGAAUAACAAAGAUAGCCCUUUCAGUUAAAAAGGCUUCAGGGGAUUAUGCUCCUAUGACUGAAGGAAAGGAGGCUCAUUGGGAAGUGGUUGAAAGAAUACUGUUUCUUUAUGCAAAGUUGAAUCCUGGCCAAGGGUAUGUGCAAGGAAUGAAUGAAAUUAUAGGCCCCAUUUACCAUGCAUUUGCUUCAGAUCCUGAUAUAAGUUUCAGAGAAUGGGCCGAAGCUGAUAGUUUUUUUUGUUUCACCAAUUUGAUGUCAGAAGUAAGAGACUUUUUUAUAAAAAGCCUGGAUGAAACUGACCAUGGUAUCAAUAAAAUGAUGAGUCGCAUGCUGGUAGAGCUCAAAAAUAGUGAUUUGGAUAUAUGGUUAAAGUUCCAGCAGUUAGAUUUAAAGCCACAAUAUUAUAGUUUUAGGUGGAUAACUCUGUUAUUGUCUCAAGAAUUUCCCUUACCUGAUGUACUGAGAUUAUGGGAUUCAUUAUUUUCUGAUGAACACAGAUUUGACUUUCUGAUUUAUGUGUGUUGUGCAAUGAUCAUAAUUUUAAGAAAUCAAUUAUUGCAUGGAGAUUUUCCGUCCAAUUUAAAAUUGCUUCAGAAUUUCCCACCAAUGGAUGUGCAGAUUAUCCUAUCAAAAGCACUGGAGCUAUCAAAGGUCAGGAUAUUUUGAAAUGAGAUUUUAUUUUGUUAAUAUUACCGUUGUAUAUCUUCUAAUACAUUUUGUAAAAGAUAAUCUGAGUAAACAUAUAAGAAACCAUUAUUAACUUAAUCAUACUGCAGCAAUUAAAUAAAAAAGUUUUUAUUUUCACAAACAGAAAAAAAUUGUGGUUACUAGUUAUAUUAGGCACUCCUCAGGUACCAUGUUUAAUUCAGAAAACUGUAACAAAACUCCACGAUUCUCAAAGUUACUUUCUGUAUGUACUAUGUAUGUAGUUGGUUACUGUAAUCAUUAGUUUUGAAUUAUUUAAAAUUUAAGACAUUAAGUUGGUAAUUUUUAUUGAUUUUUUAAAAUAUUUUCUACUUUCCUGGAACAUAGCACAUUCCAAUAACUAAACUUUGUUCUCACAAGAAUUAUUUUAAAAAAUUAUGGAUAAAAGCA